UGUUCGUUGUUAUUUGGCUAAUCGUUUUGUUGACAUGAUAAUUAUCCUAAGGUUUGUGGGUAUAAAGUGGUCUAAAAUGGAUAAAGUUGGACCUUUUUAAGCCAAAUAACUGGCAAAAUUAGCAGGUUUACUGAAGUCGAGCUGGAGGAGGAGAAAUAUUAGCGAAGAUUAGCUAGGCGGCUAGUUAGCAUAGCUACUGUGGCUAAAUAAUUGUUUCCCAGUGUUCCGAGUCCACAAAAGUGAUGAGAAACCUCGGAGUAAACACUGAUAAAGUAAAAAAAACUAACCCUUAAUAGACAUUAAUCUAGUUUAAUCUGAAAGUUUUUGUCGCGGGUGAGUUAGCAGUGAGAGAAGUUGGUCAUGUGACUGUGUACAUUUGCAGCUAAAACGUAAAUGGAGAGAAUGUAUGUAGAGUUAUAGGAGGAUUACUGUAAUAUAACUUGUGUACAUACUGAGUGAUGUUUUUCUGCUGUACUAUUAAACUAAAGGUUUGUGCUUCCUAUUGUGAGUUGUGCAGAUGUUUCUCAUUUGUCUUUUGACACAGGGAGACUAGGGGAACAAACACGUCAAGACGAGCUCAACUACAGCGAGCAGAGUGACUCUGAGGAUGAGGAAAUUGUGUUUAUUCUGCAGCAGGAUGUGCAAGAUGGAGGCGAUGAGAAUGAGGUCACUGUGAGGAGCUCAUCCCCUGUUAGGAGCCCAUCCCCACCUGCAUGGAGCCCAUCCCCACCCAUGAGGGUCCUGUUACCUGUAUGGGACCUAUCACCAGCAAGGAGCCCAUCCCCAACCAUCAGGAACCCAUCCCCACCUGCAUGGAGCCCAUCCCCACCCAUGAGGGUCCUGUUACCUGUAUGGGACCUAUCACCAGCAAGGAGCCCAUCCCCACGUGUAUGGAGCCCAUCCCCACCUAUUAGAAACCCAUCCCCACCUAUUAGAAACCCAUCCCCACCUAUUAGAAACCCAUCCCCUUUAAGGACCCCAAUCCCUAUAGUACGUCCCACGCCAUCCUACGCCAUCCCACCCCUUCCCAUUGUUGUGUUGCACGACAUGCAGUCUGGUCAGCCUUUCGUUCCAGCGUCCGUGACCUUCCAUGUUUGGCGCCAGAGAAUAAGUAGAAGGGAUGAGGAGGAAGACAGUCGAGUAGUCCCUUCUGCAUAUCCUGUUCUAGACCAGGGGAAGAGGUGGAGGGAGGAAGAGGAAGACGAUGAAUUCUUCCCUUCUAGUAGACGACAGCGUGUGGAACCUGAGUGGGAGAUGCAGGUAGUCACAAGGCCCCUCCAAUUACCAGUUGAAGUGAUUCCUGCACUAAGCAGUGAUCUUUGAGCAAACCCCAAAGAUCACCCCGUACUCAUCAUGUGGUAAGUAUCAGUGGUAGGUAUCUGUGGUAAGUAUUUGACCUCUAGUCUUUCGCUUUAGUCUGGUUUUAUUUUUCUUACUUUUCUUAGUCUAAAUUUGUAGUGAAUUUCACUUCCAGACUCCAGCAGUAGUAGCGUUAAACCAUUUUCAUGACGGACUGAAUUUUGGUAAGAUAAUAGUAGUAGUUAUCGCAAUUAUGUUAGUUUAUAAUUGUCUGGUUAGUGUUUAAUGUAUAGGCUUGUUACUUUAGUAUGUUGUAUAUUUAGGAAAUAUGAAUUAGUAUUUAUUAUAGAACUUAUAAUUAACCAGUUUUCUGUUCAUAUAUGUGUAGGUUAUGCAUAUUGCUGCAAAUAUUUAUGCUGUUGUAAAUAUGUAUAUAUUAAGUAUUUAAGAUUUAGGAUUUUAAGAUUAAGUUGUACAGAAGUAGUGCACUCCCACCCCCAAAUGCCCCUA
Molecule: messenger RNA, 1809 nt
Organism: Hemibagrus wyckioides
Lineage: Eukaryota; Metazoa; Chordata; Actinopteri; Siluriformes; Bagridae
Exons: 2
Coding region: 733-1323 (196 amino acids)
Source: RefSeq, a predicted model, not a curated record